AUGCAUGACAAUCGUACUCAUCCACUGCUGGCCCAAGUGCCCUUGACUGUAUCUCCAUUUGUCUCUCUUCCUACAGCAACUACACUUCCAUACACCUACAAAACACUGCCCUCCUCAUUACCACAGCCUUCAACUGGAGCGCCUUCAUCAGGCGAAGAGAAGACCCCGUACGUCGUCUCUUCCUCGGGACACGCUGCACACCCGGACGAUAUCAUUGCAUCAUGUAAAGCGCUGCAAGCCUACAUACAGAAAGUCCAAGAUGACGCAGACAAGGAGUUGAAGGCAUGGGAUGAGUUUAUUGCGGCGAGAGAUCUUGCAGAAAAGAGGAGAGUUGCUCCAGGCUGGCUAGACAGUGAAGCAAGGAUAUUAGAGCCGGAGAGGAAACCAGAAGCCGGGCAGUCACAGAGUAAUUUGAUGGAUGUUGAUGUAUCAAGUGCUGAGGCAUCAGGUCUACAAAAUGCUCCUGUUGUGGCAACGAAUGGAGAAGGGGAUGAAUUGGAUAGAGCUUUUGGAGGUAUGACAAUACAGAAGUAG
Molecule: messenger RNA, 534 nt
Organism: Cadophora gregata
Lineage: Eukaryota; Fungi; Ascomycota; Leotiomycetes; Helotiales; Ploettnerulaceae
Exons: 2
Coding region: 1-534 (177 amino acids)
Source: RefSeq, a predicted model, not a curated record